AUGAUCACUCGUGCUAAAGCUAUACUGGGGCUUGCACCUGCUGCUCCCGUGGCAAGCAAGCCUAAAGUUGUCCAUCUUGCUGAUACCGCUGAUACCACCAAUACCACCGAAACCACCACACCAACCCCCAAACUUCCCAUCGAGGAGAUUUUUAGAUUUCCCGUGGUGGCACAUAGCUUCGAUUUGACGAAGAUCAUGCUACAUAUGACCAUCGCAACACUAUUUUACAUGCGCGGUUUGUUACCAGACAUGGUCUUUAGCGAGCGAAACCUUCGAGGAGCAUCAUUCGAAAAGGGCUUCAUCUAUUCCCAAAUAAUCAACGGAAAAGGCGUCGGGAAAUCCAGAUCCCACAGAGCGGAUUAUGUCCCCACGAGGAUAAUCGAGAAAAACAUGAACGACACGGCAGAUCACUUUCUCAACCUCCUUGAAGGAGGAAUUUUCGAAGCAAUCCGACAAGGAAACCUCCACGCUGUGCAACUUACGAUCUUCGACAACCUAGAUGUACCAGAGGCCGUCCUAGAGUCGUAUACAUUCACCUUUGACUACUCCGGCAAUCGCGGCCCAGCCGAUCGCAGACAUGUGUACACGAAGAUUGAUAUUUUGGAUAUAGCAGGAGACAAGAACGCGUGGCGUGAUGUGAUUAGAACUGGAGAGUCACUCAUUCGACAGCUGAUCACGAUGUGCGCUAGAUUACCGAUUUUGCCUAAUCAGCGAUACAUGGGCAUACAUGUCUUUUACAGGGAUGAAUGUGAUGAUUCGUAUGAGAUACCUGGCUUCGCUCGCGCCGAUGACGAUACUAUUGGAUACCCGAGUGCUGGGGAUUGGGGAAAAGUGUCGCGGUUCUGCGGGACACUUGAUAGUGGAUUCCAUACUGCCGGAGUGCGAUUGAGCCAUCUCGCCCCCCGCAUCAUUGACCUGGCGACCCCCAUUGAAUUGCUAGAGGAGAGGUACGAUGACAACCUGCUCCGCGUUAGUGAGACUGGAAUCGAGGAGGCUCAGAUACCGAUGAUGGGGGAGGUGUAUUUCUCCACGGAUGAAAGCACUUGUAGUGAAAGCUCUCCCACUGACCCAUCUCUGGUCAGAUAUCUACCUCUAGACGAGGACGGCAAUGAAGAUGACCAGGGCCCUGUACAGUGGACCUACUACAACAUCACCCAGCGGCUGCGUACCAUGGAGAAAAUGAGACAUAAUCAUAAAAGAGGGCGUCCGAAAAUACUCGCAAAUGACGAGCCCGAACUCCUAACUACCGAGGCCCAAGCUAAGUCUGCUCAACGCAGAGCUCACAGAAGGGCGAUUCACCUGGCGGAGAGUAUCAGCAACGAAGAAAUUGAGCUACCAGAUGUAAGAUCCAGAUCUUUGAGGAAGGCCCAAACGCCCGAGCCUGGACAACCCACAGACCGUAUUUCGACUCGCAGGGCUGCGGGCCAGCGGGCUUUAGAAGAGAUUCGUGAGAUACAGAAAUCGGGACUACGACCUACUGUCCGCGCGAUGACAGUGCACUAUAUCGGGAAUCGAGCAGUACCGGUCGACAAGUUCUCCGAUCAGAAUGAUAACGGGGAGAGUUCCUCGCAUGACAUCGUUGAUCAGAUCGAUGAUUGUCGGUUCACCCAGCACGCCGAGUGCUAUGGAUACCGACACAGAAAAGACAACCGGCUUCCCAAGAUUCAUUACUGCUACAGCUGCUUGAUCGGCUAUGACUUUGACAGUGAAUUAAUGGAAAAGCUAAAAAAGCUCAUACGAAUGCGAAGAGCAGUCAAAACGAUCCUCUUCGAGGGUAUCCCACCAUCGAAUGCAAUUCUGGCCGCUCAUCUCGACUGCACAAGGGACGAAGCCCGUGAGCUCGUACACAGUUUCCGUAAACUCGGUCUCCUGAUUAGUAGUCUAGGAUGGAAAGCUAGAGGCUUCUAUAAGGGCAAUGAUCCCAAGUUCACUUUCGCUACCAAAGGACCAAGCAUACCAACACUGGCCAGUGAGGUGCUAGAUCCGAUGUUGCGUAUCCGCCAAUAUUAUGAUAUCCCGGUCCUCGAGCCUCCUUCACUUUUGGGUGCGAAUUUCCCAGGUUGCAUUAUUACAAAGUACCCGCCCGGGAUGGAGGAUAUGAAUACAACUAUGACUGCGCCAAGUAAGAAGCGGAAGCAGGGGGUUAUGUUUCACAAGGCUUAUGAUGGUGAACAUGCAGCGGACUCGAGGCGAAUGUCUAAAAAGCCUAAAAAGUCUGCAAAGUCUACGAAAACACAGAGAAAGAAGAAGUGA
This is a messenger RNA of Penicillium arizonense, 2253 nucleotides long. RefSeq lists its product as uncharacterized. Gene Ontology annotation, cellular component: nucleus. Bases 1 to 2253 code for a protein of 750 amino acids. The transcript has 12 exons. The record is from RefSeq and is a predicted model, not a curated record. Gene Ontology annotation, biological process: synaptonemal complex assembly; meiotic recombination checkpoint signaling. NCBI's taxonomy places the organism in Eukaryota, Fungi, Ascomycota, Eurotiomycetes, Eurotiales, Aspergillaceae.